Cladocopium goreaui is the source of this 2711-nucleotide messenger RNA. The record is from the annotation of a GenBank genome assembly. Lineage: Eukaryota; Dinophyceae; Suessiales; Symbiodiniaceae.
GACAGGGGUGGCCCCAGGUAGUCAGAUCAGAUCAAGGUGUGCAGCACAUGCUGAAGCUACCAGCGUAUGUUUUCCUCGCGCAGAGAUGCACUGCAGGGCGGCUUUUCCUCAAAUGGCGCGGGUUAAGGCAAAUGAACGAGUACCACUGGCACAGUGGAAAGUUGGCGAAGCAAUUGCCACGGGAUUCUUUUUUCUUCUCACUGGGCCCAUGCUGCUUCAGUACAUGUUCACUCUUUUCUGGUCAAAAAGUUUAAGGUCAGUGCAAGAGUGGCAUCUUGGUAGAUUAUCUUAGGGCUUGGAGCUGGCUGGGAUAUUCAAAAGGGGUGCGAAAUUAAAUUGGCAUUGUUUUUCUUUUUUGGCAAAAAAAGAAUUGCCCUCCAUUCAAAAGUCCAGCGGAACUAAGCUCGUAAGGUGCAAGUUUUUGAAACAGGCCGCACGUUUCGACUUUUUGAAAAGCAAAGUUGUGCCGAUGCAUGGCACGCACGAUUCUGGGUGGAGACUUAUGGCAAUCUAAAACUUUUGCAACAAAGCUGUAUCUAAUCAAUAUGUGUAAAGAUCACUGGCUGAGUCGCACUUUGUUCAAGAUGUACAUGUUCAAUCUGAGCACGAUCGACUUUGACUCGGCUCAGCUGAGAGUGGAUUAGCACCAUUUUAAAAGCCCUGGCCGUUUGAAGAGUUCAAAAUCUUUGCGGGAGCCAGCUUUGAAACAAGUGCCUGGAUCCAGAAUUAUGGCCAAAGGGGUUGCGGGGGAAUGCGCUUCAAAAUUGGCAAACGUUGUAAAAAAAAUCAUGGGUCUGAAUCAGUUGCAGCCAGUUCCUUGUUUGGGCACCCGCACUGGAUGCCAGUUUCCUAGCGCACCAAAAAAGACUCGAAGUGAAACCCCGGUAGCUUCUUGUUGGGGUUUUGCGGGCGUAUCAAGUUUCAGCUCACUCAUCAAUGGCAUUCAUCAUCAAAGAUCAUCCUCUUAGGUAGGCACCAGAACUGCUGCCACAACGGUGCUCCAAUGCCUGACACCGCAGGGUCAGUGGCCGGUGGAGCUGACGCUCCGAGAUUGGAUCAAGCAAGCACUAAGCAGCACUCAUGUGGCCUUCUCAGCGCCAGUGGUGCGUGCAGUGUUAGGCGGUCUCGUUCGUCAUGCCAGCUGGGAAAUUGGAGCAGUGCGAUGCUGCCUAGUCAUACUGUCAUAACAUGCCGCUGAUGCUGAUGCUGAUGGCCUGGGGACCAUUUUCUGCAUCCAACACCUCAUGAUUCGUGACAUCGGCAGUGCGCCGGUCAAACACCAGACCGAUGAUGUUGCCCAAAAAAAGCCAUGAUGAAAUUGUUCAAUCCAUCAGCCCAUAUCUGUCAGUUCAUUAUGCUGUGCUUCGGUUGACCAGUCAAGGCUCCCUUUGCAUGGUGCCCUUCAAGUGGUUGGACCUUCUGAAAAGGGGACCAACGAACAACCAUUGUUGAGGACACUCCAGCACACCGAUAAUCAUGCGCAUGACAUCUCAGCCUGAGUGGCAAGCAAUGGCACAUAACUGCCGUGAUUUCCAGCACCCAAACCGACAUUUCGCAGCCAAGCCCACUGAAACAUGCCUUCUGUGGCGUGCUCCACUCAACCCAUUCCAAGUCGCACCCGAGAUCUGGCCCAGAACAGAUGGCUGACUGCAUCUGACUCUGAUAGAUCUGACAGAUCUGAGAAUCUGAUAGAUGCGCAUCCUGCGAGUGAUGUGCUGCUUGCUAGCGUGGCGGAGCAAAAUAUGGCACGGCCACAGCUGCAGCUCUUAAGGCGCAGCCCUCAAAGUUGUUGAAAGAUCGGAUUGAAGGUAGAGGAGCAAAAUGAAAUGCAAACAGCUUGGAGCACAACAGAAGUUCUUCUUGGCUGCAAGCGCAGAGUCGCUUUACGCAUUCUUUCUUCUGUUUUCAAGCAUCCUCUGCACCAACACGAUAAAGACCAGGCCGAUUUGAAGCACUUGAAAAAACUCUGCAGGCCGUGCCCCAAGGCUUUACGAAACCGGUGGAUCUAGCAGCACUUAUGGCGCUCCUACAAUCACACCUGUCAAAACAAUAGCAGCAAACUCUGCAUCAAAACUCAACAAAGGCAGGGGGACUUCUGGUCUCGUCUCAUACCUCUCCGACUCAAUUGCUUGACUGCAUGACUCCAUCUGAGAUUUUCGGACAAGAAAAGUUUCUCUUGGCUGCAAGCGCAGAAUCGCUUUAUGCAUUCUUUCUUCUGUUUUCAAGCCUCGGGCCGAUUCGACCGUCGGGAGGCUUCAGUGACUUGCAAAAACGUCAGGAUUUUGAAGGCCGUGCUCCAAGGCGUCACAAAACCGUUGGAUUUGGCACUUGUGGCUCUCCUACAACCAUCCGUUUCAAACAAAAUUCCCGGCUGCUAUUUUUCAAAACUAGACCAUCAACCACAAGGCGGAACGAUCAAUACUGUAUUCUGCGCCUGUCUGACCAAUGCAAAGGGAAAUGCUGGUCUCGUCUCAUACCUGUCUAAAUCAGCUACAUGACUGCAUGACUCACGUUUCAAACAAAAUCUUCGGAUGCUUUUAUUAUUGCAUUCUGUGCGUGUCUGCCCAAUGCAAGCGGAAAUGGCGCUCUCCGCUCAUACCUCUCCAAAUCAACCGCUUGAACAUAUGAUUCCAUCUCAACUUUUGGACAACGAAGUUUUUCUUGGCUGCAAGCGCAGAGUCGCUUCAUGCAGUCUUUCUCCUGUUUUCAAG